AUGAUUGUCAACAAGUUCAUUAAAGAUCAGGUGCUUAAGGCGCCUGUUCAGGCGCUGCCACAGGGUGGCCCCCCAGUAAAGCCCAGAGCAGCCCGUGGCACCAGAUGCAGAGAAGCCCUCCCCUCACAAGGAACUGACAGUCUGACUUUUGCAUUUCAGCUGCUCCAGGAUGAGCAAUUAUACAUCCUCGGGGUCAUCCAGAGUUGCCAGGCAGCUGAGCUCAGGGGGCUGCGAACCCUGAAGUGCUCCAAGCAGGAGACGGCCAAAGCCAUUCUGGACAUCUUGGGGCCCUUGGAGCACUUCAGGGAUCGCCCCCUGACCCUGGCCCUUGCCUUGGAGGCCCUCCUCCAGCUAAGUACCAUGAGGCCCAAAUUCAGCUGCGAUAUGAUCAGUGCGAUCCUCCAUAGGACCAUGGAGGCAGUUCUUCAGGGCCCAGAAAAGGAGGAGGAAAGAGAGGAGCUGAAGCGCCACUUCCGUCUCCUCCUUGGAAGUCUCCUUAUGGAAGCCCCCAAUCCGGGCACCCUCCUGCAACUUUUAAGUAUGACGGUAGUUCGGCCGGACCUGGCCUGCUUCCGCCUGAAGCUGGAAGAAGGGAGUGACCACGUCGCAGUCAGUGCUGUGGUCGCUCUGUGUGGCAUUAACACAGUUCAGUGCAAUCGCCUGGUGACAAUCCAGUCCCGCUGGUGCCAGUGA
Molecule: messenger RNA, 693 nt
Organism: Zootoca vivipara (common lizard)
Lineage: Eukaryota; Metazoa; Chordata; Lepidosauria; Squamata; Lacertidae
Source: RefSeq, a predicted model, not a curated record